CCCUCUGCUUUCUAUAGCCCGCUCCAGAGGCACACAGGCUCAGAGGCUGCACGAUGAGCAGGUUACUCUCUUUUCUGCAGAGGGCACUGGGGACGGUGAAGCACCAUGUAGGCACUGAUCAGUUUGGGAAUAAAUACUAUGUCAUCCCUGAGCAGAGAACGUGGACAGGCCAAUCAAUUAGAGCAAGAAGAACAGUGGAAGCCGUCGAGCAGGAUGCGUACAAAUAUGAACUCGGACAUAUUCCCACUGAAUGGGAAGCAUGGAUCAGAGGCAGAAGGAAAGACCCACCAACAAUCGAGGAAAUACUGAAAAAUGAACAGCUCAGACAGGAAAUGAGUGCCAAAGGGAGGGAAUUUUUGGAGAGAGACAAAUGUAUGCAGAACAUGGAACACAAAAAUGGACUUGUUGCUGAGCCAAUGAAAACUCAGAUUAAAGGACAUGCCUCUGCUCCAGGUUAUGGCAAGCACAUCCCCACUGAAGACCCAACAAGCACUGCAAAUACAUUUGUACCCGGCACCUGGAACCCGAAAAAGAAGUAGCAUGAUAUCUGAAAAAUAGACUACAUUUAUAAAUUAUUGUUUGAUUGUUCCAAGUAAAACAAAUUAAAUCAUA
This is a messenger RNA of Pseudophryne corroboree (corroboree frog), 612 nucleotides long. RefSeq names its product NADH:ubiquinone oxidoreductase complex assembly factor 2 (gene NDUFAF2). NCBI's taxonomy places the organism in Eukaryota, Metazoa, Chordata, Amphibia, Anura, Myobatrachidae. The coding region runs from base 54 to 539 and encodes 161 amino acids. Gene Ontology annotation, cellular component: membrane; mitochondrion. Gene Ontology annotation, biological process: mitochondrial respiratory chain complex I assembly. The record is from RefSeq and is a predicted model, not a curated record. The transcript has 4 exons.